Messenger RNA from Gambusia affinis (western mosquitofish), 3547 nucleotides. RefSeq names its product sulfotransferase family 2, cytosolic sulfotransferase 2 (gene sult2st2). The transcript is spliced from 6 exons. Gene Ontology annotation, cellular component: cytoplasm. Gene Ontology annotation, biological process: sulfation. NCBI's taxonomy places the organism in Eukaryota, Metazoa, Chordata, Actinopteri, Cyprinodontiformes, Poeciliidae. Gene Ontology annotation, molecular function: sulfotransferase activity. The coding region runs from base 92 to 958 and encodes 288 amino acids. The record is from RefSeq and is a predicted model, not a curated record.
AUUAGUAUCAGCAAAGUUCAAAGUCCAGCAGUGUUCAGCUCGGAGCUGCCCGAACCGCACACACUGAGCUCCGUUCAGUCUGCUCGGAACCAUGACUGAAGCGGACCUCUACAUUCUGUACAAGGGCGUGUAUGUACCGAAUGCGGUACAUUCUCCGGAGAGCCUCAAGUACUACGAGGAAUUUACGUUUCGUCCCGACGACGUUGUCAUCGUAACGUAUCCCAAGUCAGGGACAACUUGGAUGCAGGAAAUUCUUCCCCUGAUCGUAAGUGGAGGGGAUCCAGCCUCCGUUGAGACGCUGCCUAACUGGGACCGUGUUCCCUGGCUGGAAGAGACCCGGGCCCCCAUCCUGAAGCUCGAAGAGCGGCCGUCUCCUCGCUUGUUCACCACACACUUCCACUACAGCAUGAUGCCCCCGUCCUUCUUUCAAGUAAAACCAAAGGUGGUCUACGUCAUGAGGAACCCCAAAGAUGUGUUCACGUCUGCCUUUCACUACUACAACAGCGCCUCGUUCUUGGUGAACCCGGGUCCGCAGAGCGAGUUCCUCCAGAAGUUCCUCACUGGAAAAGUUAUUUUUGGCUCCUGGUUUGACCAUGUGAAUGGCUGGCUGAGUGCUAAAGAGAAACAGCAGAUCAUGUACAUCUCCUACGAGGAGAUGAUAACGCAGGACCUGAACGACGCUGUGAGCCGGAUCGCUCAGUUCCUGGGGAAGCCUUUGGAGCCCGACGUUGUGGAGAAGAUAGCCGACAAGUGUUUAUUCAGAAACAUGAAGAAUAACCCUAUGUCCAACUACUCGGUGGUGCCCCAGGAAUUCAUGGACCAAACAAAGAAUCAGUUCCUUCGGAAAGGCAUCGCUGGAGACUGGAGGAACCUGCUUACGUCAGAUGAGGCACAGUACUUUGACGCCGUGUUCAACAAAAAAAUGAAAGAUGUGAACUAUGAAUUCAACUGGGAUUAAGCCAGUUUAGUGCACGCCGUUUCAUAAAAAGGAUUAACCUGUAUGUCAGACCAGUGACUGAAAAAAUCAAUUCUGUAUUGACAGCAGUUCAGACUUUGACCUUUUCUUCUGUGACUUAACGAAGUUAAAAAAAAAAAAAAAAAAAAAAAAAAAAAAAAAGCUCAACAUUGUGAUCCAUUUUGCCUAUGAAGUCAGAGCUUACCAGGUAAGUGGAACUGGGAAAAUACCUAAAACUGAAAUUUCUACUGGUUUUGCAGUUGAAAUUUGGAAAACCAGUGAGGAUAGCAAAGUGCUGUCUUCAGUAACCAAGCUAACUAUGCUAAGUGACGUAAGCCAAGAAUAAAAAAAUCUCUAGCGUUUAAUACAUUUAAAAUAUCACGGAAACCCUUUAACUACUGUAGUUUGUCAGUAGCUAAACUGAUAACUGAUUGAAUCAAAUGGAAACUGUCAACAGAACAAAUGGUUUAAAAUCUGUACCAUGAAGAGUGAUUAGCUUAGAAAAAAUGUAGGCAAUUGACAUGCAUUACUAUAGCAUAAAUGAACAUUUUUAGCAUUACUUGCUUUAAAUAGCUUAAAUUAACUAAAACGGCUAAUAACCCAGCAGUGAGCUUUUCACUGCUACUUAGCGCUUAGCUUUUCACCGUGACAUAGAGGUUAGCUUUUCACCGUGACAGUGGUUAGCUCUUCACUUUGGCCUAGUGGUUAGCUCUUCACCGUGACAUAGCGGUUAGCUCUUCACUUUGGCCUAGUGGUUAGCUCUUCACCGUGACAUAGCGGUUAGCUCUUCACUUUGGCCUAGUGGUUAGCUCUUCACCGUGACAUAGCGGUUAGCUCUUCACUUUGGCCUAGUGGUUAGCUCUUCACCGUGACAUAGCGGUUAGCUCUUCACCGUGACAGAGCGGUUAGCUCUUCACCGUGACAGAGCGGUUAGCUCUUCACUUUGGCCUAGUGGUUAGCUCUUCACCGUGACAGAGCGGUUAGCUCUUCACUUUGGCCUAGUGGUUAGCUCUUCACCGUGACAUAGCGGUUAGCUCUUCACUUUGGCCUAGUGGUUAGCUCUUCACCGUGACAUAGCGGUUAGCUCUUCACUUUGGCCUAGUGGUUAGCUCUUCACCGUGACAUAGUGGUUAGCUCUUCACUUUGGCCUAGUGGUUAGCUUUUCACUGUGACAUAGCGGUUAGCUCUUCACUUUGGCCUAGUGGUUAGCUUUUCACCGUGACAUAGCGGUUAGCUCUUCACUUUGGCCUAGUGGUUAGCUCUUCACUGUGACAUAGUGGUUAGCUCUUCACUUUGGCCUAGUGGUUAGCUUUUCACCGUGACAUAGUGGUUAGCUCUUCACUUUGGCCUAGUGGUUAGCUUUUCACCGUGACAUAGCGGUUAGCUCUUCACUUUGGCCUAGUGGUUAGCUUUUCACUGUGACAUAGUGGUUAGCUCUUCACUUUGGCCUCGUGGUUAGCUUUUCACCGUGACAUAGUGGUUAGCUCUUCACCGUGACAUAGCGGUUAGCUCUUCACUUUGGCCUAGUGGUUAGCUCUUCACCGUGACAUAGCGGUUCGCUCUUCACCUUGGCCUAGUGGUUAGCUUUUCACUGUGACAUAGCGGUUAGCUCUUCACUUUGGCCUAGUGGUUAGCUCUUCACUUUGGCCUAGAGGUUAGCUCUUCACUUUGGCCUAGUGGUUAGCUCUUCACUUUGGCCUAGUGGUUAGCUCUUCACUUUGGCCUAGAGGUUAGCUUUUCACCGUGACAUAGCGGUUCGCUCUUCACCUUGGCCUAGUGGUUAGCUUUUCACUGUGACAUAGCGGUUAGCUCUUCACUUUGGCCUAGUGGUUAGCUUUUAACUAGCUUUUUAAAAAAUUUUCUACAAACGCACUGCCGUACAUAAUCACAGGCAACAGAACUGUUGCUGAGAGUUGCUCCAGACAACCUCAGUUGAAAAAAAUUUGAGCCAGACCAGAAGCUCUGUCAUUGCGUGGUGUUUCACUUUGCUCUCAAACGCUGCAUGCAUUUUACUGACUGACUCACUGAAUUUCGAAAGGGAAGGUUUGAUUUAAUAGUAUUCCUCACAGCACAUUACUAAUAUGUUGCAAGGCAUGUGAGCUUGACCUUUCAUAUCUUGUGAAUAUUCUUUGGAAUAAUGUUCCCCUUUAGAGAAUGAAGAAGACUUCUUGAGUUGCAGUAGUUCUCUGUUAAAACAUGAGGGACAUCUGAAAACCUCAGCCUUGGUAAAGUUCAGAUGACGAAGAAAGGCGUACAAACCACAUAGUCAUAUAGUCACAUAGUAAAGUGGCAAAUAUUUCUACUUAAAGUAAGCAACUUGUAUUCAACAAAAUUACCAGGCAUGUUAAAUCCUGAGCAGCUGAAAUCCUAUAAAAACCUGUAGCUACUAUUGCUUUUCAUAAGCACUUACACGAUGUUACUAAAAGAAUGUAUCUGAGAACAUUAGUAAUGUUUCACCAAAACAAAUAUUUGUUGAUUUUCAUACAAACUGUUAUAAAAACAAUUUAACUCAUAGUUCUGUGUCCAUUCAUUAUGCUUUUAGUAUAAUACUGUAGAAAGUUGUACAAAACAAAUAAAAGCUCUUACACUCUG